CGGAUAGUCAUUAAGCAGCCAUAAACUCUGUAAUAAUUUUCAGGACGACUUUUUCAAACUACCAAUUGGAAGAGCUAGAGCGAGCCUUCCACAAAACUCACUAUCCCGAUGUAUUUUUCCGGGAAGAACUGGCACUCAGGAUAGAUUUGACGGAGGCCAGAGUGCAGGUGUGGUUCCAAAACAGGCGAGCCAAAUGGAGAAAGCAGGAAAAAUAUAUGAAUAAAACAUUGGGACAGAUGCAGAACCAUAAUGGGGGAGCGGGCAUGUCGAUGCAUUUAUCAGGUUGCCAACCACCAAUGGAAUCUCCCAUGCUCAAUUUUCAACCAACCGAAAACGUAAACUCUCCAAAUCUCUUCAUGGGCUUAGAAUGGUCCAACAUGGUCCAACCAAUAACAUUUUCAAAUAUCAAUUCUACAGAUCUACCUUGUGUUGAUCCACAUCAGCUCAUAGAAACACAUGAAAAUAAUAUGAGUGAUCAAAACCCUUGCCAGAUUGACAUAUCGUUGGCCGAUCGUCUGAGUAAUCCCGACAUUCUGGAUAAAUGUUCCUUAGAUAACGGUACAAUAACAAUUUCCAUGGAAAAUCUCUUGGAAAAUAAUAGUUCUCAAAAAAAUGUCCAGAAUAACGGCGGAACCUCAGAUGCCCAUCAAGUUUUGGAAAGCUGUGCAUUGGACAACAUAGAAAACUGUCCGAUAGAAAAACGAUUAAUUUCCAUAGACGAUGCCAUGGACGACUCAAUGGAAACGACUAGAAAUGUGCUGCUUUCUGAAAUGGAAGAGGGUUGUAUGACGUUGGGAAUUUCGGGAUGUAGUCGGGACGAUGACGAUAUUUCGAUAGAUUCGGAUUUGUUAACACUGAAACCUAGGAUUCGGGAUGAGGAAUGUUGUGAAAGUGACGUGGAAUAAGAAUGUUAAAUUUUUUUUAAAUUUGUGAAAAUUUACAUGCUAAAUAAAUAUUAAAUAAUAUGAAUAUGGAAGAGUUUCGUUGAAAAUUACUGCAAUUUUUACAAAACUAUGACUCAGUAACCAAUUUAGAUUGGUGUUUGUUUUACUAUUUUCAAUACCUAAUAUGUAAUUAUUAUGUAAGUUCUGAAUAAAUAUUUCG
Molecule: messenger RNA, 1104 nt
Organism: Ceutorhynchus assimilis (cabbage seed weevil)
Lineage: Eukaryota; Metazoa; Arthropoda; Insecta; Coleoptera; Curculionidae
Source: the annotation of a GenBank genome assembly